Molecule: messenger RNA, 2955 nt
Organism: Pristis pectinata (smalltooth sawfish)
Lineage: Eukaryota; Metazoa; Chordata; Chondrichthyes; Rhinopristiformes; Pristidae
Product: adhesion G-protein coupled receptor D2-like
Biological process (GO): adenylate cyclase-activating G protein-coupled receptor signaling pathway; cell surface receptor signaling pathway
Cellular component (GO): membrane
Molecular function (GO): G protein-coupled receptor activity
Source: RefSeq, a predicted model, not a curated record
GCAAAAUGCAUCUAAAAGCGGCCAAGAAGGGACAAAACUCAGACCACAUUUAGAUUUCAAGCUGGAGCUGCUUUACAACCUGUUGAGUAGGGGGACUCUUGCAACUGUUGAAGAGAAAUGUGUGGAUCAACUAUUACAUUUGGGGUCUGUGCUCUUCUGGCCUGUAGUUUGAAUGGAGUCCACUCACAGGCUUAUAGUAAUUCGUUGGACUUUGAUUCAUCAUACCACAGUUAUGAAUAUAUAACAACACCCUUAAAACGGCAGCAUGCAUCCAAAUAUUGUGAGCUACGCUUUGGCAGUCUGCCUGUUGUCAGUGAUGCAGAAGAAAAGCGUGUUAUUUUGGAUCUGUUAGCUUCCCAAGGUGUUAAACAGCAAAUAUGGUUGAAUGGAGAGCUGAAUGAGGCAUUGGAUACCACAAGGGAAAACAGUGUCGAUAUGCUAGCGGUGUUGAUGUUCCCAAAUAAGACAGAUACCAAAUAUGCCAAAAUUCUCAGCACGCUGCCUUCUCUGUCCGCUGUUACGGCCUGUGCAAGUCUUCAGUGGGAGAACCAUUCAAAUGCCAUUGCUACGGUGUUCUCUUAUGCUGUUCCGGCGUUUAUGAAUGAAUUUCAGCUGCGUGGUCACAUUAACAACACUGGAUUUAUCCAGUUGGCCCUGAUAGUACAUGGGCACCACACACCCUAUCAGACUGUGCUAAAGAACGAUGGACAGUGGCACCGCAUUUGUGUGACGUGGCAAACAGAGAAAGGCGCUUGGUCUUUCUACGCUGACGGGCAAGUGGUGAGCUCUGGAGAGGGUUGCUACAGCUCACAACUUCUUGCUGGAAAUGGGACGUUUAUUAUUGGUCAAGAUCAAGAUUCACUGGGAGGUGCGUUCACAAACGAGGCAUUUAGUGGCAACAUUACAAACCUAAACAUCUGGUCGAGGGUCCUGGACAGGAGUCAGAUGCAGCAGUCAGUGGGUGUUCCGUCCCACAGCAACAUCUCAUCUACCAGUGGAACCUGGCCAGUUUGGAAGUUGAAUCCACAAUACGAGAGUGACCGGUCUAACAACGGGAACUGCUCCACGAUCACCGUUACUGUCAGCAGACGGCAGCCGGAGUCAUACACCACAGAUACAUACCUGAAGCUGAAGAAGUUUGAGUCAGAUCCAACGAGCUUAUUCAAGACUAAAUUGAAUGAAUUUUCUAAUAAUGUCACCGUCGCUGAGUACACCUCAUUGAGCGGUGUCAAACUUGUACACAAUGUUUCUGAAGCAGCGGCAGUUAUGAAGACCGUGCAACACGUCCUGAGCAUAGAAAACACCACUUUGCAAGCAGCUGACCUGCUGAGUGUCAUCAGCUUGUUACAAAAUGUUGCGGGCUUGGAGGUGGGUGCAAGUGACACCAGGGAAUGUCUGGAAGACAUUAGCCGAAGCUUCAUAGAUGUGGCUGGUGAGAUUCUUGAUCAGCACAAUGAGGAAAGCUGGAGAGAAGUCGGUGAGAUUGUCCGGGGGCCAAUGGCAGUAGUAUCUGGUGUUGACAGAAUGGUGCAAAAUCUGAACAAGGUGUUGGCUUUUGACCAGAAGCACAUCAUCAUUCGAAAUAAAAACAUCCAACUUGAAAUCAGACAAAAGCUGCUCCACAACUUUACAAAUGACUUUGAUGUUUCUAUGGGUGAUGGGAUUAACAAAUCAUCUGAUCGAAUUGGACUUCCGAAGGAAGCAAUUGAAAGGCUUCAAGGAAAAGGAAAACACAUCAGUACACAGGUGGCAUCUGCGGUUAUUUCAUCCACUGUGUUCCAAGGACACCGGGAAGUCAGUACUCCCACACAGUACAGACUGCUCCACAGAGUAAAGAUGGAUCCUUCUCUAGUCAUUGAUUCUAUCUGCGCCUUCUGGGAUUUCAGCCUAAGUGAGCCAGAGAGUGGUGGGAGCUGGUCCAAGGAUGGCUGCAGCAUCGUCGAGACUGAUCGCCAGUCAACCACCUGCUUCUGCAACCACACGACAAACUUUGCUUUGCUCUUCCAGCUUUAUGAAAUGAAGCGAAGUCCUUAUGAGGAGGCUGUCCUAAUGAAGUUAACCCUGAUUGGCUGCUCUGUAUCUCUCUGUGCAAUGGUGACCACACUGAUAGUCUUCUCAGUGCUGGGAGUUCCAAAAUCGGACCGAACCACAGUCCACAAAAAUCUCAUCAGUGCGCUAAUUGCAGCCGAAGCCCUGUUACUGACGAGUGAAUCGGCAAAGACACAUCAGGUGGCAUGUUGGGUCGUGACAGCUCUACUGCACCUGUUCUUCAUGGCAGCUUUUGGCUGGAUGCUGGUGGAAGGAAUCCUUCUCUGGAGCAAGGUCAUCUCCGUCAAUAUCAGCGAAGACAAGAGGAUGAAGUAUUACUACCUGAUUGGUUGGGGUAAAUAAUAUUCUCCUUUUCUGAUUCCCAGUUUUAUUGUGGUCAUCACCGUAGCAACUACUGGCGACAGAUACAUAGCGGAUAAUCAUUGCUGGCUAAACAUUGAGAGCAACGUCAUCUGGGCCUUUGUUGGGCCUGUGCUUUUCACUCUAACAGUCAAUACGUUUGUCCUUUGUCGUGUUGUGGUGAUUACAGUCACACUCUUCCAGCGCCGGUCCACGAUGUUGGUAUCAGGAGCCAGCCUACCUCACCGUGUUUACACCCAGACAUGGCAGAAGAUAACACAACGGAUAAAAUAUAACAUGGAAAAAUAUGAGGUCAUCAAGCAAGGCGAACAGACAGCUAUCAAGCCUGUGGCUAUUCUUUUGCCAGUGUUGGGUCUGACCUGGUUUUGUGGGGUUUUGGUCCAUCUCAAUAUUACUCUUGGCUAUGUCUUUGUUGUACUUAAUUCCUUCCAGGGCCUCUAUAUAUUCUUGGUGUAUACCCUGUACAACAGCGAGGUGAGGAGUGCCGUUAAGAGAAUGAGAGAGAAAAAGAAAGCGUUGUCUUUCAAGAUCCCUUUAAUGAACUGA